UGGCGGUAAGCCAGGCAAGAAUGUGGACCUAUCUGAGGGUGAGCUGCACAGCCUGGCAAGGAAGGGGCGCGAGGUGCUCCUGUCGCAGCCCAUGUUGCUGGAGCUGGAGGCCCCACUGCAGAUCUGUGGCGACACCCACGGCCAGUACUACGACGUGCUCCGGCUGUUCGAGUACGGGGGCUUCCCUCCCGAGAGCAACUACCUCUUCUUGGGCGACUACGUGGACCGGGGACGGCAUUCGCUCGAGGUCAUCAGCCUCAUGCUCUGCUACAAGAUCAAGUACCCCGAGAACUUCUUCAUCCUGCGCGGAAACCACGAGUGCGCCUCCAUCAACCGCGUCUACGGCUUCUACGAUGAGUGCAAGAGGAGGUACAACGUCAAAAUGUUUAAGAUCUUCGAAGACAUGUUCAACUGUUUACCAGUGGCUGCCAUAGUAAGCGACAAAAUUUUCUGCAUGCACGGAGGCCUGAGCCCCGACCUGCAGUCGAUGGAGCAGAUUCGGCGGAUAACGCGCCCGUCAGAAGUGCCCGAUUUCGGCCUGAUGUGCGACCUGUUGUGGGCCGAUCCCAACAGAGAUAUCAUGGGUUGGGGUGACAGCGACCGCGGCGUCUCCUUCACUUUCGGAGCAGAUAUCGUUGGAAAGUUUCUGCACAAGCACGACUUAGAUCUCAUCGCCAGGGCACACCAGGUGGUGGAAGACGGCUACGAGUUCUUUGCCAAGCGACAACUUGUGACAAUAUUUUCGGCACCAAACUACUGUGGCGAGUUUGACAAUGCUGGUGGCAUGAUGAGUGUUGACGCGGACCUCAUGUGCUCAUUCCAGGCACUAGAUCAACAGGCAGAGUAUCGUUAG
Molecule: messenger RNA, 853 nt
Organism: Rhipicephalus sanguineus (brown dog tick)
Lineage: Eukaryota; Metazoa; Arthropoda; Arachnida; Ixodida; Ixodidae
Product: serine/threonine-protein phosphatase PP1-gamma catalytic subunit B-like
Exons: 5
Coding region: 92-853 (253 amino acids)
Cellular component (GO): nucleus; cytoplasm
Molecular function (GO): protein serine/threonine phosphatase activity
Source: RefSeq, a predicted model, not a curated record